Xenia sp. Carnegie-2017 is the source of this 1611-nucleotide messenger RNA. Its product is annotated as polycomb protein eed-like. Lineage: Eukaryota; Metazoa; Cnidaria; Anthozoa; Malacalcyonacea; Xeniidae. The record is from RefSeq and is a predicted model, not a curated record. Gene Ontology annotation, biological process: negative regulation of transcription by RNA polymerase II. Gene Ontology annotation, cellular component: ESC/E(Z) complex. The transcript is spliced from 15 exons. Gene Ontology annotation, molecular function: nucleosome binding; protein binding. The coding region runs from base 44 to 1414 and encodes 456 amino acids.
UACUGGUCCAGUUGUAUUAAAACGUACAGAGAUCAGUUUCAAUAUGGCCGACGAAAGAGAAGCGGGAAAAGGUGAAUUUAUAAAAAAUGAAGAAAACCACGAGCAAGAAACAUUUCAUAUCAACGAAGAUAGUCAUCAACAUGGUUGUGAAGAAGUAAGGAUUACCGGUGAAGUUGAAACCAUAAAGAAUGACGAACAAUGUAGCGAUGCUGACUCUUUCUUUGAGUGCAAUAACGUGUCCAAUGAUACAACACCAGGACGAGGUUUUGGAAAAGCUCGUGGUGGACAUUCGCGAAAGGGAAAAAAAAUGGGAAAGCUGAGAUAUCGUUUUACGAAUUACUUGAAGGAAGAUCACAAACAACCUUUGUUUGGCGUGACUUUUAACUAUAAUAUUGAAGAAGAAUCUGAAGAUCCACUUAUUUUUGCUACUGUUGGUUGUAACAGAGCAUCCAUUUAUCAAUGUCGUGAUAAAGGAGAGAUAAAGCUUCUUCAAGCCUAUGUUGAUGCAGAUCCUGAAGAGAAUUUCUACACUGCAGCCUGGUCGGUCCUUAUCAAUUCUGGAGAACCUAUCCUUGCUAUUGCAGGAUCACGAGGGAUUAUUAGGAUCAUUAGUGCAUUUUCAAUGCAAUGUUCCAAGCAUUUUUUAGGUCACGGUAACUCUGUAAAUGAGUUGAAAUUUCAUCCUUUGGAUCCAGAAUUAUUGCUCUCUGUCAGUAAAGAUUAUGCUCUUAGAUUGUGGAAUGUUCACACUGAAGUUUGUGUUCUUAUGUUAGCUGGAGUUGAAGGACAUAGAGAUGAAGUAUUAAGUUGUGAUUUUGAUAUUUUGGGAACUAAAAUCAUUUCUUGUGGAAUGGAUCAUUCAUUAAAGAUUUGGUCACUUGAUGAAGAUAAUGUUAAAAAGACAAUUGAAGACGCAGCAGUUUACAGCAAUACCAAAUCAACAAAAUCAUUUAAAACUUUACAAAUUCAUUAUCCAAAAUUUACAACUCGUGAUAUUCAUAGAAAUUAUGUUGAUUGUGUUCGAUGGUUAGGUGAUCUUCUGUUAUCAAAGUCUUGUGAAAACUGUAUUGUGUGCUGGAAACCUAAAAAAUCACUUGAUGAAAUUUUCGCCAAGCCUUCUGACGAAAUGAACACAAUUAAAGUUCUUCAUAAAUUCGAAUACUCACAAUGCGAUAUAUGGUUUAUGCGUUUUGCUAUGGACUAUUCAUAUAAGACUCUUGCUUUGGGAAAUCAAGUUGGAAAAAUUUAUAUUUGGGAUAUUGAUGUCAAUGAUUCUUGUGAUGUUGUGCAGAAAGUUCUCUCUCAUCCUAAAUGUACAGCAGCCGUUCGACAAACAUCAUUUAGUAAAGAUGGAAGUGUUUUACUUUGUGUUUGCGAUGAUGGUACUAUAUGGAGAUGGGAUCGAUCUCCUUGAACAAUAAAAACGGUUUGAAUUUUUUUGGUCGUGAAUGUUCGUAUUUUGAAUUCUGCCAUGAAAUUUUUUAUCGCGCAGUGAAAGUUUUUUCCCCUGGGAAAUAAUUUGCCAUGAUAUAAACACUGUGAAAAAAGUACAAUUAUACUCGCCAUAUCUUGUAUUUUAUCGUUUAAAAUAACAAUUGAUUUAUACUUUAA